Molecule: messenger RNA, 1983 nt
Organism: Acipenser ruthenus (sterlet)
Lineage: Eukaryota; Metazoa; Chordata; Actinopteri; Acipenseriformes; Acipenseridae
Gene: erp44
Product: endoplasmic reticulum protein 44
Exons: 12
Coding region: 130-1359 (409 amino acids)
Source: RefSeq, a predicted model, not a curated record
CUGGUAGCUCUAGCUCCGGUUUGAGAGACGGCUGUUGUCUGUUUCCUGCAGGAGAGAGGAGGUAAGCUGAAAGCUGAUUGACUCCAGGAAGAUACACCAGCAUUGUAACCUUAUCAACUUUACAGUACAAUGAAACUGCCUGCCGUCCUACCCUCUAUUGAUUUAAACUACAUCACCAUAUUGCUGGUAACAUGGAUUUACACUCCUGCAAGAAGCGAGAUAACAAGUCUUGAUAGCGGAAAUAUCGACGAAACCUUAAACAAUGCUGGUGUUGCUUUAGUGAAUUUUUACGCAGACUGGUGUCGGUUCAGUCAGAUGCUCCACCCAAUCUUUGAAGAGUCUUCCAAUGUGGUCCGAGAGGAGUUCCCAGACCUCAAGCAGGUGGUCUUCGCCAGGGUAGACUGCGACCAGCACUCUGACAUUGCCAUGAGGUACAGGAUCAGCAAGUACCCCACGCUCAAGCUGUUCCGUAAUGGCAUGAUGAUGAAGCGCGAGUACCGGGGUCAGAGGUCGGUCUCGGCCAUCGCUGACUUCAUCAGGCAGCAGAAGGUGGACCCUGUGAAGGAGAUGCAUGACCUGGAGGAGCUGAAAGCACUCGAUAGAAGUAAACGAAACAUCAUUGGCUAUUUUGAGGGAAAGGAUUCCGAAAACUACCGAACAUUUGAGAAAGUGGCAAAUAUCUUACGAGAUGAUUGUGUCUUCCUUGCUGCACACGGGAGUCUUUCGAAGCCUGAGAGGUUUAGUGGUGACAAUGUGAUUUACAAGCCACCUGGGGAUAACUCCCCAGAUAUGGUGUACCUGGGCUCCUUGAGUAAUUUUGACCUUACCUACACUUGGGCACAAGACAAAUGUGUUCCCAUGGUUCGAGAAAUCACAUUUGAGAACGGAGAGGAGCUCACAGAAGAAGGCCUCCCGUUCCUCAUACUGUUCCACCUUAAAGAAGAUACCGAGAGUCUUGAGAAAUUCCAGCACGAGGCGGCGAGGCAGCUGAUCGGAGAGAAAGGUACAAUUAACUUUCUGCAUGCGGACUGUGAAAAGUUCAGACACCCUCUCCUGCACAUCCAGAAGACCCCAGCUGACUGCCCAGUCAUUGCCAUCGAUAGUUUCAGGCACAUGUACGUCUUUCCAGAUUUCAGCGACUUGACUAUCCCAGGUAAGCUGAAGCAGUUUGUACAGGAUUUGCACUCUGGAAAACUACACAGGGAGUUCCAUCAUGGGCCUGACCCCACUGAUGUCACCCCCGGACAGCAGGAAAACCAAGAAGAGAUAGCAAGCAAUCCCCCUGAGAGCUCCUUCCAGAAACUGGCGCCCAGCGAAACAAGAUACACCAUCCUCAACAGGGACCGGGACGAACUGUAACACACGAGGACUGACUUCAAGAACAUUUGCAAGCCUUGAAAAAUGGGAGCAACGGCCCCUGUGCUGUGAAAAUAAUAUAUAUUUUCAUAACUCUUAUGUGUACAAUUUUAUUUUGGAUAAAACAGGAGAAAAGGAUCUCCUUGACAAAAGGAAAAAAAUAAAUAUUUUAAUUUUUUUUUUUUUUUUUUUUUUUCCCUAGAAGCUUGUAAAUAAAGUCUGUGCUUGGUAGGUCUUUCUAUGUAGUAGCAAUGUUUUUCCCCACCCAUACUAUAGAAAUUGUCAGGCACCAUACUUGGAUAACUCUAAAAUGUGUUUCUUUCUAUAAAUUAAUGAAUAAUGCCAGUUAUUUAAUUUCCAGGCGUGGUCAGAAUUUGUGGGUGUCGUCCUGCACAACUCCCCCUGCAAGAGGGUUCCUCGUUUUCUGUUGUCUCCAGUCCAAGAGCAUGUGCUUUUAAUUUUUUUUAUUUUUUUUUAUAUGAAUUUACUUUCACCAGAGCCACAGAACUGCUACUUGGGUCAUUGCAGCCCAUUCGAACGGUGGUGGAUGCGAGGCACUUUCUUGUUACGUACAUAUCUUGAGGGUAGGAGGGGGGGAAAAAAUAAAUUCAAACUUUUUAAAAGGCC